Messenger RNA from Geodia barretti, 1542 nucleotides. Lineage: Eukaryota; Metazoa; Porifera; Demospongiae; Tetractinellida; Geodiidae. The record is from the annotation of a GenBank genome assembly.
CAUGAUCGUCGAGAAUGAUGUUGGCCGGCCUGGUGUAUUUAACUGAAGUGCCUGGAACUCAUUAGACAGUAAAGACCUAAAGAAAUUGCUACAACUUACGUGCAAGAGUUGGACUGUGGUGAACGUGACUAACAUGUCAAGCUACAGAAGUAGAAACGAGCAAAUCCUUGCUGAACUUUUGUCCAGCAUACAAGAAGCCCCUUCAGAGCAACUAAGUAAGCAUAAAACUUUAUGUAUAGUGAGUGGACUCCAGAAGGCUCAGACUCAAUUGUAGUAAUAAAUUAUGUGAUUUGUAUAUGAAUUUCAGACUGAGACUGAAGAAUGAAAGUCAAGAUUAUGAGGAUGGUGUUGAUGCUCUGCCCUUCCUGUACCGAGUCCUCCACCAGCUAGCCUCUCGCUGGAACUCUCUCUCCCUACAACUGAGUGUCAGUGGCCAGGAUGAGAUCCAACGCAAUGCCCGCAGUGCCGACAUUUGUCUGGCAGUGAGUCUGGUGGAGUGGCUACAGAGUGGCCAGGCCACCUGGAAGGCUCUGGUGGAGGCUGUCUUCAGACCUGCUGGUGGGGGACACCAGGUCCUGGCCAGAGACAUCGCCAGGAACUAUAAGGGUCUCUGUCAGUUUAGACCAAACAGCUUUGCUGCAACUGUCCAGCCCAUGGAGUUAGGUAAGACAUUCCUCAUCCGUACAGUCUGUUUUAUUGUCAUCAGAGGAGUCGGUGAGACUGAUACAGAAGAUGCUCAACAACUCUGUGGCUGCUCGCUGGUACCAGAUGGGUGUGGUAAUGGGGGUGCCCCCUCUGAUCUGGAGAUAAUCAGAGAGAGUCCCGAGUACCACGGGGCAGGGGAGAGAGAAGCUGGCAUGUUGAAGGCCUGGCUGGAGAGAGGCUCUCUGCCCAGGACAUGGCAGGUGUUGGUGGAUACAGUAGAGGACAGAGCUGGUGGCAAUCAUAAAGUCCUGGCAAAGAAGAUUGCAAACUCUCCCCUGGACACUUUCCAGGUGGCACCAAGUUCGCCACAAGCUAGAAACAGUGCUAGCGCCGGUCAACCUGCUCUGAAUCCUGCAUCCACAAGAACAUUAGACUCCACCCCCAGUCUGAGAGACCUGUCAGUGUUCAAGACCAGAUCAGGAGAGAAGAUUGAGAUCAUCAAGUCCCUGGCCCCAGACUGGAAGUCAUUUGGUGUCCACCUCAACUUUGACGACAUGGGGUCCCAGCUGUCACUCAUUGAGGCUCAGCACGGCCAGAGUAACCCACAGAGCUGCUGCCGGGACAUGGUGAUCCACUGGCUGCUGGGGAAUGGGGAGGGGCCCACCACCUGGAGAACUCUGCUGGCCCUGCUGGAGGAUGGCGAGAGGGCCUACCUCGCUGACAGGAUCAGGAGAGAACUAACUGACCCUGCAUAUGAACCAACAUUACACAAAGCUCCAUAGAUGUUUGUGUAAUUAUAUAUAUAGCUAAUUGUCACUCACAACUCUUUCAAUAUUAAAUUAAAACAAAGUUAUCCAAGCCAGCAAUUAAUAUUCUGACUUUUCAAGAUUGUUGUUC